AAACAGUUUGUAUACAACGCCCUCGAGACAAGGACCUGCUGCACCUUACCGGCACUGUACUGCUACUUGGAUUUCCAGCAGAACUUGGAGACAGAGUUCAUUGGAGAAGACAGCGGCCUCACUCCAGAAGGACUCCGGCCACAGCAACAUGGGGAGCAGUCUGUCAUGCGUCCCUCACCACAGCUUUCAGUUUUCUGGCAAGAACUUCAUUCGUAGGAACAGCCGUCGGCUAUUUCGUAAGAAAAACCCAGAAGAGGGCCAGGUGAAGUCCAACAGCAUUAUCAACAUCUUAUGCACUGUCACUCCAAGGAAGGAGAUGUCAUCUAAGGAUCUUGAGACAAUUGAAAACAUCAAAUGGGACCCCCCCUUCGCCUAUGACCCAUCAGCUGGCUGGAAGAAGAGUAGCGUCAACGUCAAAAAUUAUGGAAGGAUGAUCCACAGUUCCAAAGUGCAGUUUCGCUUCCUGCAUUGCCAGGACAUACAUGACUGCUUCUUGGACUUAUUUCAGACACACCUUCACUUUGUUUCUAACACCACCACUGGACUAACCUACCAGGGAACACUGCCGCUUAGGGACCUUACAGUUUGCAAACUGCAGCCCAAUGGGAAUGACACAGACCGCUUUGGUUUUGAAAUCAGUGGUGUUGGUUUGAACCCCAUUAUUGUAUACUGCUGUAGUCAAGAGGAGCUGGAGACCUGGUUUGGGUAUCUGAAAGAGCACGUGGAGGGGAAUGGAGGCACUGUGACAGAAGAAGAAGAAGCCAAAACAUUCACCAGAGUCAAGCAGAACCCAGAGUGUAUGGUGAAGUCCAGGGAGGAGCUGAGGAACUCGGUGAAGAACGAGCCGAUUUAUGAAUGGGAAGGAACCCACAGGGAUUCUCUGGGCCCGGUUACCUACGUGUCCAAAGUGAAAGUCCAGCACCUGCCUUGUGAAGAACAGUAUGAGCGACUGCUGGUGAUGUACUCUUCUACCAUCAUCAUCCUCUCUGAGGAAAGCAACGGACUUUUCUACAAGGGAAAACUCCCACUUAACAGUAUCAAUGUGACUACACCCUGUCAAGAAGUUAAGCCAAACACAUUUAUGAUUGAAGGAAGACUGAUUAACCCCAUCAUUGUGACCUGCAUGGAUGAAAAUGAAUUCUCCAACUGGAUCAGUCAUUUCAAAAUCAUGCAAGUCCCAGUGUUACUUCCACCACCACCAGUAUAUGAUAUCAUUUAUACUCCAACCGAAUCAAAGGAAUUCGAGUUUGACAGAUGGAGCGUUCGCAGCCAUCGAGAACAGAGAUGCUCCCAAAAGGGGCGAGAAUUACACAAACCCUCACUGCACAAUUAUACAGACAACCUGACAUCACCUGGAUACAGCACCCCGCUCUGCUUCAGCUCCAAGCAGCGAAGCUCAGGUAACAUGCAUGAGCCGCCAUACCCAAACUCCAGGACUGGUAGCAUGUCGUCGCAGAUCAGGCCUGUCAUGGAACCCCACCACCGGACGUCGCUUCGCGGCACCUCGGCCCAUUAUGGCUCCAACACCUCCACUGACACGCCACGGUCCCCUGUUUACAACUCUCCAUACAGACCUGUGGAACACAGUGCCUCCUACAGGCGGGAACAGGAAUUUCCUCUUGUUAAGUCAAACAGCUGGAGUGUGCCCUGGACGCCUUCCACACAGCAGCUAUCUGUGCCCCAGAGGAAUUCUGAUGUAUGCAUGUCCCGGAAGAAUCUCUCCAUCCUCUAUGAUGACCCCUGGACCCCUGUGAUAGACCUACCAGGGGACAAUUAUGUGAAACCAGCGCAGAUGUCAAGACAGCACUGGGCGAGGCGUGAAGAUCCAUCAUUCCUGCCCUCGUCCUUCAGGCUACAGCCUCCGCCUAUAGGCCGGUGCAAGGCACACCUUUCAUACCCACACCGCGAAGUCACACAUACCCCGAAGGCAGAAGGCUUCAAGUUACUGUCUCCACCUAUAGCGGUGUCCAGGCAGAGAAAUGUUACACAGGUGACACCUCAGCCAGAUGUCAGACAUCACUUGCUCCCUGAGAUAUCAGCUGAUUACUCACAAGAAGAUAUUUCUUACUUGGAACCUGCAGAACCAGACGAUCAGGAAGUGGACUACGAUAACAUCUGGGAUUUUGACUGUGAUAAUGAGAUGGCGCAACCCUUGUCUCAGAUUCCUGCAUACCGAGCAUCGGCAGAGUGAAGCUGAAAGAAUGUUGCGGACCGUGAGCACGUAUGAUCAGUAUGCGCCGGCCAUUAUUCAGGCGAACCCCCCAAGCAUUUAGGGCUCAUUUUUUACAUUAUUUAAUAUUACAAUCAUGACCAUGUUUCCAUGAUAUACUGUUUAUAUAAUUACUCUGUAAAAAUGAAAUUCAGUACUAAAAACCUGUCUGAUAUGUAAAUAUGUAGCACCUUGGAGGACAAGUUUUUUGUUUUAUUUUAUUUUAUUUAAAAAAACAUUUUGUGGUUCAUUUUAUAUUUAUUUAACUUGGAAGGGUUUUUACAAUAUUUGAUGUCUGUAUUUAUGUACUUUUCAAGUACAGAGAUAUUCAAUUUUUUAUUGUUUUAUUAUGAUAAUUGUUCAGUAAUAUUUUGUAAAUUUCAUAAAAUGCCUCCAGUUUAGUAAUUGAAUUCUUUUUUCAUUGUAUGUUGGGAAAAUAUGGAUGUAUUAAAUGUUUGUAUUUAUUUUUA
Brienomyrus brachyistius is the source of this 2679-nucleotide messenger RNA. RefSeq names its product pleckstrin homology domain containing, family N member 1 (gene plekhn1). Gene Ontology annotation, cellular component: cytoskeleton; mitochondrial membrane. Gene Ontology annotation, molecular function: phosphatidic acid binding; cardiolipin binding; phosphatidylserine binding. NCBI's taxonomy places the organism in Eukaryota, Metazoa, Chordata, Actinopteri, Osteoglossiformes, Mormyridae. The transcript is spliced from 16 exons. The record is from RefSeq and is a predicted model, not a curated record. Bases 149 to 2191 code for a protein of 680 amino acids. Gene Ontology annotation, biological process: response to hypoxia; 3'-UTR-mediated mRNA destabilization; positive regulation of apoptotic process.